Messenger RNA from Saccostrea echinata, 759 nucleotides. RefSeq names its product tetraspanin-18-like. NCBI's taxonomy places the organism in Eukaryota, Metazoa, Mollusca, Bivalvia, Ostreida, Ostreidae. The transcript has 5 exons. The record is from RefSeq and is a predicted model, not a curated record. Gene Ontology annotation, cellular component: membrane. The coding region runs from base 1 to 759 and encodes 252 amino acids.
AUGGCACUGAAAUAUAUUGUCCAGACGAUAAAUUCUGGAAUUGUCCUCAUCGGUCUGGGGACAGUGGGUCUGGGGGUCUGGGCGUUGAUUGACGAUGAUAAGAUCCUAAUUCUAACGGAGGUGGGGGAUGCCGACAACUUCGAUGUCGUCUCUCUCAUCCGCACGGGGGCAAUGGUUCUCAUCGCCAGUGGGGGUGUGGCUGUCCUCAUUGGAUUCCUGGGUUGCUGUGGAGCUGUGAAGGAAAAUAACUGUCUCCUGUUUGCUAUUUUUGUUUGUAUAACUAGUAUUGAGUAUCAAAUGUCCACAUUUACGACAUUUAUUAACUAUAAUUCUGUUGAAUUUUUUUUUCAGUACUGUGUGGUGAUGGUGAUUAUAUUGUUUGUACAAAUAGCAGCAGUUGUUAUUGCGGCAAUAUUUCAAAAUAAAGUUACAGAAGAUUUGAAAGUGUUUUUGAAGUCCCGCCUGAGUGCCCAAUAUGAAGGCAGUAUAACUACCAAAGACCCAUUCUCUCUGGGUCUAGACGUGGCCCAGAUUCAGUUUGAAUGCUGUGGUAUUGACAACUACAUGGACUUCCUGUCUGCUACAAAAUGGCAGGACACGAAAAACGCCUCCACCAUAAUCCCACUCACGUGUUGCAGAUUUGCUAACAAGGGCGCUUACUACACGGAUUACCAAGGUCUCAUUCUAAAGGACCCCUCCUGUGAAACGUCUCCCUCGGACCAGAAUUCAAACUUCAGAAAGGCAAGCAAGCUGUUGUAG